AUGGGUAUGGCGGGUAUGUCGGGUAUGGGUGUGCUGCAGCACCGUCAUGCCAUCAUCCCAGCGAGCCUGGCUGGAAUCGGAGUUCUGGCUGUGUUCGCCCGGCGGCGGUACUUGCGCUACGCGGCAACGGAGGCUGAGGACUGCAAGGAGUGUCCAGAAGACACUCAACUUGGCCCCUCCGUGGAGCUGGAGGCCUGGUGCCCAGGCCUGGUUGAUGUCCUUGGCCUGAUCGUGAAGGAUCUCGGCUUGGAAGCUGCCUGCCGCUGUCGGCUGCUUUGCAAAGGUGCCCAAUUUUCAGCUGGCCUUGGGUCGAAAGGGAUGCCAUCCGGGCUGGCGGCCGAGGACGCUGCGUGGAUGGAAGCACAGCGCGAGGAGAGCAAGAUUGCUGUCAGCUUGGCUGCGCUUGCAGCCGGCAACCGUGGCAUGGGCAGAUCUGCAGCAUCGGAAGUCGCCAGAGCCGUGGCCUUCUCCACGUUUACCAAGUCCAAGUCUCUGGAUCUGUGGUCUCCAGACACGAUGGGACGCCCACCCUUGGUUGCUGCAGCUUGUUGUAGCCGGCAGAAUGGCUGGGGCAGUUCAUUGCUUACAGCACUUCUCGAAGCACGCGCACAGCCAGAGGCUUCCAGCCCGGAUGGAUGGAAUGCUUUGAUGUGGGCUUCCCAGCUGGGGAACCAUGAAGACUGCCAGGUGCUCUUGAAGGCCCGGGCUUGCCCAAACGCGGUUUCGGCCGAUGGCACCUCCCCUCUGCUUUGUGCCGUGCGUGCGGAUCGUCAGCCUUUGGUCAUCGUUAAGCUCCUGCUCUCCUACCGAGCGGACCCGGCCCUCGUUCCCAUGCAAAGCCCCUUCGAUGAGUACGUCGACAUGGACGUUCGCCAAGCCCUGGCCAGCGCGCCUCAACGCUUUCGCAUGGUCCGGCUCCUACAGGGACCAGAGUGUGUCAAGGUGUCUGAUGCAGAGCUACAGCGUAUCGCUGCUGCCAUUGAGGAAGUUGCGCAGAACUUUCCGCCCAACAUUCGGAACACGGUAAGGCAGGCAGCCCCAUAUCUUGCAAAGGCAUGGAUUUUCCUGCUGACUGCAUUACCGUACGUCGUGAAGGCCAUUAGAGAGAUCCAGAAUCUCAUCGGAAUGAUGCCGGAAAAGAUGCUCUGGGCCAUCCUCAGCUUCUUGGUCUGUUUCUUCGGUGGCAUCUUCCCUGCAACGAUUGCAGCCGCAGAGGCCUGGGCCGCCUGUGGGGGCAUCGAAGCUUGGGAUCAGGCCAAGGUCCUCCUUUCUGAGCUGAUGAAAGUGGCUGAGGCCUCCAAAGAGGAGAAGGAGGAGAAAGAUGGCAAAGAAGCGCAAGCGCCUCAUCAAAUCAUCCAGAAGAAGCUGGCAGUUGCUCUAGCAGUGAUGGAACCGGACAAAGUGAGUGGCUCCAUUUCCAGCAUCUACAUUGGGUGGAUUGGUGUGAUCGGUGUACUGAGACUUCAAUUCGCUCGGACGAUAACGCUGGGCGAGGUGAUCGGUGCCAAAGUGUACAAGCCAGUUAGCAAAGCAGAGCCCUUGGUAGAGUCCAUGGUCGCAGAGGAGUAUCAGAAGUGGGUCCCGACGAUAACGCGAUGGAUGUGCAAGUUCGUCGCCAUCAGCCUUGCUUGGUGGAUUCAGCGGGUCAUCUCUGCGGUUCACUCCGCGAUCCGCGGCGGAACCAUCUUUGCGGAGUACCUGGUGGAUUUCCUGCACGAGAAGGGCUAUCUUCAAGUCGAACACAAAGAGACCUACAUCGAUGAGGCCAUUGGCUGGUCAAUAGCUGUGCUGGGCUUCCUGACGCAGCUCGCUUUAGGGUUUCAGCUCCCCUUCCUGCUGAGCUUUGUCUUGCUUCCUGUUCAAAUACUGGAAGGCUUUAUCGUUUGGAGCGUCGGCGCCUGA
Molecule: messenger RNA, 1902 nt
Organism: Symbiodinium sp. CCMP2592
Lineage: Eukaryota; Dinophyceae; Suessiales; Symbiodiniaceae
Source: the annotation of a GenBank genome assembly